Messenger RNA from Ostertagia ostertagi, 2013 nucleotides. Lineage: Eukaryota; Metazoa; Nematoda; Chromadorea; Rhabditida; Trichostrongylidae. The record is from the annotation of a GenBank genome assembly.
AUGUUCGUGUCACAGCCGCAGUACGAGUUCCCGUUUCCGCCUGGCCUGGAGCAGCCCGGCUCCCAGCACUGGCGCAUGGUCGAGUUGACCUUGCACGCUCCCUGGUUCCUGCUGUCGGUGGAGGUCCUCGAUGCCGACAUCCGCGACUGCAGCAUGACCCGCACCAUUUGCAUCGCCUGGGACUAUGACCUGGCCGAAGUGCUGCGUGGGCUCGAUGCCGAUUGCAUCCUGGGGAUCGUCUGCAUGAUGCCGGCCUGGGCGUCCCCCAACGGCCAAUGGUCGUCGCGCGAGGUCCGGGAAGUGUGGAUGUGCACGUCGGACGCCGGGCAGAGCGUGCUGCUGCUCGACGCCGCCGGUCAAGAGUUCGACUGCGGUCUGGUGCCGGAGCACGUGGAGCCAAUCAAGAAGGACCUGGCGGCGCAGCAGCGCCAGGUCUUCCGGCGGCGACACGACGCGCCGGAUGCCGAUGUGCGCGCCGUGGCGCUGCAGCAUCGUGGUCAGCGGGCCCAGCGUGCCCACCACGUUGCGCUCGCCGUCGAUCUCGAACUCCACCCACAGCCGCUGCGCCAGCGGGCCGACGCCGGCCAAGGCCUCGUCGAGCCGGCUGACGAAAGUCGGCCGCUCGGCCGAGCGCGGCGAGAUGCGCACGGCGACCUCUUCGUUCGUGGCGUUGUGGCCGGCGAUGCGGGCCAGCGCCAGCUCGGCCACGCGCAGGUCGAUGUCGGCGAUGCGCGCGGUGCGCAACGCGGCGGGCAGCACGUCGUCGGGGCCGAAGAAGCGGCCCUCGGCACUCUCCAGCCGCACCCGGGCGAGCUGGUGCGUGACGGCGCCGUCCGCGCCGGCCACGGGCGCCAGGCUCAGGUCGACGCGGCCGGUCAGCAGUGCCUCGUCGAUGAGGCUGCGCCACUGCGCCAGCGACACCGUCGGGCCGGUGCGCGUGGCGCGCACCAUCAGCCAGGCGGCGUCGUUGCCUUCGCUGGACUGCAGGCCGCGGUCCACGCGCGACAUCACCGCGCCGAUCGUCUCACCGCUCUGGAAGACGCUGGCCGCCAGCCAGCCCACGCGCGGCCGGUCGGUCAGUUCGCGCUGCUUGAGGCCGUGCAGCGCGUCGGCCAGCUCGCGCGUCCAGGCGUCCAGCGUCUCGGUGUCCACGCGCGGCACCAUGACGGCGAAGUCCGCGCCGUUCAGCCGCGCGACGGUGCCGCCGGCUUCGUCCAGCCGCAGCGCGCGCGUGCGCAGCAGCGUGGCCACCUGCUUGAGCAGCUCGUCCGCACGCUCUCGGCCGGCGCGCUGAUUCAGGCCGGCGAGGUCGUCGAUGCGCAACAGCACCAUGCCGCCGAUGGCUUCCUUGUCGGGGUCAUGCAGCAGCGUGGCCAGGCGGUCCAUGAACUGCGCGCGCGCCGCCAGGCCGGUGACCGGGUCGACCGAGAUCUCGGCGUGCAGCACGCCCAGGCGGUGGUCGCGGUCGUCGAGCUGCGCCUUGAUGCGCGUCAGCGCGACGUUGAUGACGCGCGACAUCGGCGACCACUCGAUGGGACCGUCCUGCACGCGCUCGGCGAUGCGGCCCUGCCCUGCGGCGUCCAGCUGCGCCAUCAGCGGCUUGCCACCGCGCAGCCACCAGCGCGAGAUGAACAGCAGCGCCACGCCGGUGGCCACGGCCGCCACGCCGUGGAUGACGAGCAGCCAGCCGAGCUGGGUCGACGUCAGCGCGCCGUGCAGCAGCCAGAAGUUGCCUAUGGCGGACAGCGCGAAGCCGCCAGCCACGGCCCCAGCCGCACGCUGCGUGGCGCUGCCUAUGCUCACGCCUCGCCUCCUGCGGCGAUCUGCUCGUACUGCGGGCCGAAGCGCUCGUCCAGGUUCUCGGCCACCAGCGAGGCGGCCGUCACCAGGCUGACGUCCAGCUUGUGCAGUGCGCGCUGCGCGUUGUCGCCGGCCUCGAUGGACGCGGCGACCUGCGUGGCCAGCGCCAGCACGGGGGCCAGCGUGCCGGAUGCGGGUUCGGCGUCGAGAUGA